Molecule: messenger RNA, 1296 nt
Organism: Sorghum bicolor (sorghum)
Lineage: Eukaryota; Viridiplantae; Streptophyta; Magnoliopsida; Poales; Poaceae
Exons: 4
Coding region: 224-1093 (289 amino acids)
Source: RefSeq, a predicted model, not a curated record
AGGUGACCUCAAUUCCGAACCCACAAACCUGGAAUCCUUUGGAAUUGACUAAUUCAGACCUCCGCUCCGCGGCGCCGCUCCUCCUCGUCUCGUCUCCCCCGCUAGCGGCCUGUGGGCUGCGGCCACAGGAUGCUGUCCUGAACUCCUGGUAGCGCAGCGCCUCGCAGCGAGGCCAGAUAAAAGGUCAGAGGUGUAAGACCAUAAGCACUACAGAUCUGGUAUCAUGAGUGCAAGUAAUGGGAAGAAGAAGUAUAGGGGCUAUCUUACUUGGACGGAUGAUAUGGAUCAGGUGCUCCUGGAUGUUCUUGUUGAGCAUCACAACAAUGGGGAUCACACGGCAACUGGGUGGAAGCCACAUGUUUACACUGCAGCGGUGAGGAAUGUGCGGGAGAAGUGCAAUGUGGACAUCACAAAGGACCAUGUGAUGUCAAGAUGCAAGACGUUCGACAAGCACUGCAAUGUACUCGGCAGAAUACUCGCUCAUGAUGGGUUUGAGUGGGAUCAGGAUAGGAACAAGCUUGUGAUUCACAAUGAGGAUGCUUGGACCAGAUACAUAGAGAAAAACAAAGCUGCUGCUUGCUAUCAGCAUAAAGUUAUCAAAAACUGGGGCGCAAUAAGCCUCAUAUUCUCUAGAGAUCCUUCUGCCACAAGUGAAGAUGUCAGCGCAGGUGCUGAGAAUGGUCAAGAGAUGGCAAUGAAGGGUGCUGAAGAUGUCCGUGACCAUACUCCAAGUUCACCUUCAACAUCUGCACCUAGCAGUCAAUACCGUCCUGGACCACCCUUAAUGACCCAAUCAAACAAACAAGGCAGGAGGAAGAGGUUCAGAACAAAUGAUGCUCUCUUUUGCAUGUCUGGUGACAUCAAAAAUUCAUUCCAAAUAUCUAUGAAGUCAAAUGAGACUUUAGAUGAACCAAACAGUGCAUCCCCUAAGGAAAUCUUUGCAGCACUUCAAGCAAUGCCCAACCUAGCACGUGAUGACUUGCUAAGGGGCUAUCGUAUCCUCACAAGCAGUGAUCGUAAGUUUGAAUGUCUUAUGGCACUUCCAAUGGAAAUGAGGAAGGAUUGGUUAUUGAUGGAGAUUGGGAAGAAGUGAAUCUUAGACAAUUUCUAUCCUUAUGUCAGAACUAUUCUUAGGAUUGCUAGCAUUGUUUAAACUUGGAAGUUUGUUCUGUAACUUCCAACUCUUCAUUGCAAUGUAGUAGCUAUGUAUGUGUUUGCUCAAGAUAUGUGCCACUGUUUAAUGUUUAUUUGUCAUGUCCAGUGCCCUAAGUAAGUUUGCUUGCUGUUUUUGUCUAA